Helianthus annuus (common sunflower) is the source of this 808-nucleotide messenger RNA. Its product is annotated as proline-rich receptor-like protein kinase PERK1. Gene Ontology annotation, molecular function: protein kinase activity; ATP binding. Bases 1 to 600 code for a protein of 199 amino acids. The record is from RefSeq and is a predicted model, not a curated record. Lineage: Eukaryota; Viridiplantae; Streptophyta; Magnoliopsida; Asterales; Asteraceae. Gene Ontology annotation, biological process: protein phosphorylation. The transcript has 2 exons.
AUGCGUUAUCUACGGCCAGCAACACCACCGUCCAGCACCACCACUUCACCCACGCCAUUGCCAAUAGGUCAGGUGAUUCGCAUUGCAAUAUUUGCAGGAGCAUUCACAGUCAUAUUAUUAAGUAUUUUCUGUAUCUUCUUAUGUAAAAAGAAGAAGAAGAAUACAAGAACUCACCCUGCACCAAAUUACCUUCUUUCUCCACCUAAAGUUGAUCCUUCUCACGUUAUUAUGAUGCCACCAGUAGAAUACUCACCACCACCAGAAUCCAACAAGACCUUAUUCACGUACGAGGAUUUAGCAAAUGCAACACAAGGUUUCUCGGAUGCUAAUAUCAUUGGACGUGGUGGAUUUGGUUACGUACAUAAAGGGGUGCUUCCAACCGGAGAGAAAGUUGCCAUUAAACGGUUGAAGGUUGGAAGCCGACAAGGGGAAUCUGAAUUCCAGGCUGAAGUUGCUACUGCUAACCGUAUUCAUCACAAACACCUGGUUUCUUUGGUUGGACAUUGCACUACUGGACUUGAGAGGUUAUUGGUUUAUGAGUUUGUUCCAAACAACACUUUGGAAUACCACUUACAUGGUGAGUCAAGUUUUUGUUCUUAGUUUUUUAGCAUCAUAUGCGAUUAAUAUGUUUCUGAAGCAUGUUUGUUGAUAAUGGCAGGGAAGGAAACUGAUUUGUUAAGCUGGGAUAAGAGGAUGAAAGUUGCUGUCGGAACAGCUAAAGUGUUGGCAUAUUUGCAUGAGGAAUGUGAGUUAAUAUAAACUCUGUUGUGUUGCUUUUAAGGCUGGAAAAACAGGCAGGCGGGUUAGG